Messenger RNA from Cuculus canorus (common cuckoo), 1172 nucleotides. RefSeq names its product homeobox C4 (gene HOXC4). Lineage: Eukaryota; Metazoa; Chordata; Aves; Cuculiformes; Cuculidae. The transcript is spliced from 2 exons. The record is from RefSeq and is a predicted model, not a curated record. Bases 106 to 990 code for a protein of 294 amino acids. Gene Ontology annotation, biological process: regulation of transcription by RNA polymerase II; anterior/posterior pattern specification; embryonic skeletal system morphogenesis. Gene Ontology annotation, cellular component: nucleus. Gene Ontology annotation, molecular function: RNA polymerase II cis-regulatory region sequence-specific DNA binding; DNA-binding transcription factor activity, RNA polymerase II-specific.
CUCACUCCCACGCCCCCCCCCCCGCCAAUUUGGGUUCAUUUGCAGCAGCUUUUGGUUCCUUAUCCGGGGACUGGGCUGCCGGGUGUGAUUGGCCGGGAAUGUCACAUGGUGAAAGUAACUUUACAGGGUCGCCAGCUAGUAGGAGGGCUUUAUGGAGCAGAAAAACGACAAAGCGAGAAAAAUUAUUUUCCACUCCAGAAAUUAAUGAUCAUGAGCUCUUAUUUGAUGGACUCUAACUACAUCGAUCCGAAAUUUCCUCCAUGCGAGGAAUAUUCGCAAAAUAAUUACAUCCCAGACCACAGUCCGGAAUAUUAUAGCCGGACAAGGGAGUCCAGCUACCAGCAUCACCACCAGGAGCUGUACCCCGUGCCUCGAGCCUCCUUCCCCGACCGCCCGUUCAGCUGCGGGGGGCUCCAGGCUCCCGGCAACCCAGCCGCUCUCCAAAGGGGACACGGGCAAACUCCAGGAGGCCAACACCUCUCAGAGAAAGCACAGCAGCUCUGCGAGCAGGCUGCUCUGUCCACCUCCUCCACCACUCCUUCCCCAGCCCCUCCAGCCUGCAACCAGCCAAACCCCGACCAUCCCACCAGCACAGCAUCCAAACAGCCCAUAGUCUAUCCCUGGAUGAAAAAAAUCCACGUCAGUACUGUGAAUCCCAAUUACAAUGGAGGCGAACCCAAGCGAUCCAGGACAGCCUACACCAGGCAGCAGGUUUUGGAGCUGGAAAAGGAGUUUCACUAUAACAGGUACCUGACCCGACGGCGACGCAUCGAGAUCGCCCACUCCCUUUGCCUCUCCGAGCGACAGAUCAAAAUCUGGUUUCAGAACAGGAGGAUGAAAUGGAAAAAAGACCACAGGCUCCCCAACACCAAAGUCCGCGCAGCCUCCGCCGCCUCGGCCCCCGCAGCCCCCGCCAGCACGGCCGCGGGCGAGGAGCUGCCCUCCGCCCCCGCGCAGGACCCGCGCACCGAGGACAUCACCAGGUUGUGAGCCCCCCCCCCCCAGACCCGCGCACAAAUGACUCUGGAUUAUUUAUAGAAUCUAAUAUAUAUAUAUAUAUAUAUUUUGGUUCUUUCCCCCCUCUUCCCUUCGUAGGUUUUUUUUUUUGGUCUUUUAUUCUAAUUAUUAUUAUUUUUCCUGUGCGUAUAAAAAAAACCCCAACAAUGGGUCUC